AUGGAUCCUGUUGUGACGCCCUUCCACACGUUAAGCCAACUUUCAUUGUGGCCACAUAUCUGGACAAUUAAAGUUCGUGUAAUUGGUUUGUGGAAGACUCCUGAAGAUAUGAUGGAAUCAAGUCAUUCAUCCUUGAACAUGGUUUUGAUAGACCGUGAGGCUGUCAAGAUUGAAGCAUAUGUAUGCAAGGAAGACCCAAUGACUAAGAACAUAGUUCCUGGUUGUGUCUAUAAGUUUUCAAUUUUCCAGGUUACUUGCAACCAUGGUGAUAAUCGUGUAACAAACCAUCGUUACAAGCUGCUCUUGCACUCUCGCACUUUGAUUUUCCCCUCUGUGGAACCAAGUAUCCCUUUUGAUGGAUAUGAUUUUCUUGACAUUGGGCAUAUUCGAAGGAACUUUGACACAUUUACCUACCUGAUAGGUUAUAACUUAUCACAAUCAAUGUUAUUUCUAAUUUCAGCAGUGGAUGAUUUUGAAACCACAAGUACUAUGAAACCAAUGGAUACAGGCAUUAAAAAAUUGACACUCAACAAUAGGAUGGAGAAGCUGAAAAUUCUGAAUCUGAGUCAUUCUCAGCAUUUGACAAAGACCCCGGACUUUUCAUGUAUGCCUAAUCUUGAAAAGCUUGUACUGAAAGAUUGUCCAAGUCUGUUAGAGGUUUCCCAUAGCAUUGGGCAUCUCAAUAAAGUUGUUCUUAUAAAUUUGAAAGACUGUAUUCGCCUACGUAACCUUCCAAGAAGCAUCUAUAAGUUGAAAUCUCUGAAAACCCUCAUUCUUUCUGGAUGCUUAAUGAUUGACAAGUUGGAAGAGGACGUGGAACAGAUGGAAUCUUUGACAACUCUGAUUGCCGACAAUACUGCAAUAACAAGAGUUCCCUUUUCAUUAGUAAGGUCAAAAAGCAUUGGAUAUAUUUCUUUGUGCGGCCAUGAAGGAUUCUCACGUGAUGUGUUUCCUUCUAUCAUUUGGUCUUGGAUGUCACCAACAAAUAACCUCUCAUCCUUAGUUCAAACAUAUACAGGCAUGUCAUCUCUUGUUUCUUUAAACGUAUCAAAUAGUAGUUCUGAGGGAGUAUCAUCUAUUCCCGUGGACCUUCCAAAGCUUCAAAGUCUGUGGAUAGAGUCUGGCUCAGAACUUCAACUUUCUCGAGAUGCGGAAAGAAUUUUGGAUGCCUUAUAUGCUACAAAUUCCUCUAAAAAUUUGCAAUUAACUGCAACUACAUCAAAAGUAUCAAAUAUGGAAACUACUGCGUUGAUGGAAUGCAGCUGUCAAGUGCAUGAUUCAGGAUCAAAAGGUUCCCUGAAAUUUCUUUUAUUUCAAAUGGGAAUGAAUUGUCUUGCCACCAGUAUUCUGAAAGAGAGCAUUUUACAGAAAAUGGCUGUGAGAGGAACUGGUGUUAGCUUGCUCCCCGGAGACAAUUAUCCAGACUGGUUAAACUUCAAUUGCGAAGGUUCUUCUGUAAUUUUUGAAGUCCCUGAAGUGAAUGGGCGUAGUUUGAAGUCAAUGAUGUGCGUUGUCCAUUCUUCUACCGCAGAUGACACAACAUCAGAUGGCCUUAAAAAUGUGUUGGUGAUAAAUUGCACAAAGAACACCAUUCAGCUAUAUAAGAGGAAUGCAUUAGCCUCCUUUGAAGAUGAAGAGUGGCAGAGAGUGGUAUCAAAUAUUGAACCUGGUAACAAAGUAAAGGUGGUAGUUGUUUUUGAGAACCGAUUCACUGUGAAGAAGACAACAAUUUAUCUUAUAUAUGUUGAACCAAUUGAGGAGAAAAUGGAAUAUUGCAAUGCACCAUGUAAGAAUGAGAUUGUUUCUAGUGGUAAUGAAAUUGAAUCAGAUGUUUGGAGGAGCUCUGCUCACGUGGAAUCAAAGGAUGACUGCAAACAAAAGCAGAAAAGAAGAAAAAUUGAAUAAUGGUGAAAGAAUGGUUCGAUAUAAAGUAAUUUUUAUGGUGCCUGGAAAUGUCAUAUUGGUGCUUGCUGAUUGUGGUGUUUGAUCAUUUGUUUGUUAUGAAAGCAGCAACUCUCGCACCUGAACUUCAUGCGUUCAUUUUUCUGUUAGCAACAAUUUUCCAGCACAUCUCCUCAAUAAGAACACUCGUUUUUCUUCAUAUAGGAUAUUACAUUAGCAAUUGAUGCAAUAUGUUUAUCAGCGCUAUAAUAGAAGGGAUUUGGAUCUGUGUCCCGCUGGAAAAGCCAUUUUUCAGCUUUUCAGAACCAACCAAACAAGUGAUUUGCUGUUUAUGUUUAAGUUCUGGGUAGAAGUUAAAUAGAGAUAAAACCAGAAUAUUUUUCUCUAAAGAUGUCCACCACAAUGCCAGGGAUCAACUGAGUUCUCUCUUUGGAUUUCUAAGAACAAGCCAUUUUGGAAAAAGCCUUGGGGUCCCUCUCUACCAUAAGAGCGUCUCUAAACACACUUACCAAUUUGUUCUUGACAAGAUUAACCAAAGACUAUCUUAGUGGAAGACCUCUAAUUUAUCCUUUGCAGGAACAUGUGAUGCAGACCUCUUUACUGCAUUUAGCGAUUUGUAACAGCCUUGACAAGAGAUGCAGAGAUUUUGUAUGGGGGGAUCUGUCAGGAAACAGGAAGGUUCACCUAUUAGCCUGGGAUAAGUUUACUAUCUUACCUUAUUAGGUGGUCUUGGUCUAAGGCUCUCCCUUUCUGCUAAUAAAGCCUUUAUGAUGAAUAUGUUCUGGGUGAAAGUAAUUACAUCCAAGUAUAAAUGUGGAGAUGGUCACCAGGUGUCUUAAACAAGGGUAGAAAUCCUUCAAAUUUGUGGAAGGGGAUGUGUCAAAACUAGGAUCAGGUUAAAAAGAAGAGCUGUUGGUGUAUUGGUAAUGGUUGUCUAGCUAGGUUCUGGUUGGACCACCGGCUUCCUGCUUUUCAGUCUUAUGCUACUAAGACCCUGUCAGAUUUUGAGACAGAGCAAAAGUGCUGCAGUUUUGUGAAUAACGUGGGUGUUUGGGACGUCCAGAAACUGAGGUCUUUCCUUCCUAGAACUAUCAGAGAGUAGAUCCUAGCUGCCAUGCCCCCUAAUUCUGAGAAUGGUAAUGAUGCUUUGGCCUGGAGUGGUUCCCCUGAUGGUUUUUUCUCCAUUAAAUCAACAUAUCAGUCUUGCAUCCAAGAGAAUGGCUCGAAUCAUAACAGCAAGUUGUCUAAGGCUGUUUCGUCGUGGAAAGGUCCCCAAAGAGUCAAGGUCCUCUUGUGGAAAGCUGUCAGCAACAUUUUGUUAACAAAUGAGCAAAGGUUUUACAGGCAUUUCUCAGAUUCUGAUGCCUGCCUGAGAUGCACUGAGAGAACUGAAUGCAUUACCUGUGUGCUUCGAGACUGCGCCCUGGCUGUAGAGGUAUGGUUGAAGUUUAUUGCUCAAUGCCUUCUUAGUAAAUUCUUCACUGAUGGGAGAGAGGAUUGGUUGUUGGAGACCCUGUUAAACCAAAGGAGGUACAAUUUUCCUGUGCCUUGGAAUAUUAUCUUUGGUGUUACCUUGGAUAAACUCUGGCAGGCCAGGAUUUCAAUAAUGAUUUGAUUUCUAGUAUUUGAGAUUGAGAUGCUUCCUGUUACUUUACUGUUUUGUGUGAAGAGGUGGGAUGAAGAAAAUAAAUCAAUCUUUCUAUGAAAGAUGGCUUGAUGCGUAUCGGCAGGGCUUUUAUUCCAAGUACUUCAAAUUUAUAAAAGUCAUUGGACAAGUUUGCAAAACAAAGACGACAAUAAACUGAUCGAACACAAUGGUGUUGAAAGCCUUUCUGGUUCGAUCUGGCUGGUUAUCUUAAUUGAGUCUCGCUUCUUUUCUAACCAGCAAAGGAGCUUUAAACCUAUUUUAAGGGAAAUGUCCACUGAGAGCAUUCAAGGUUCCAAUAAUCAAGUAGAAAGUGAUGAACUCCCUCAGCCUCAAGUGAUGUACACAGCUCUGCAACUUGCCCGAUCGAUGGUUGUAGGAGAGUGAGACAUACAACGAAAGCCCUUGUAUUUUCAUCACUACAUGAUCUAGAGAUCAAAGCAAGACAAUUCCCAAAGGAGAUCACUUCAAGUCUUCUAUCCACUACAGUUUGAGACACAUAGAUGGAUCGAUGUUGGUGUUAUGGUACCGUCUCUGGACUGGGCGGGACAUAAAGGAUGCUUAUGCCCGCCCAAAAUAAUGAUCAACCAAACGAAGGCAGCCAUGGCGGGAAUUGGCGAUAUAGCAAAUAUCCUUGCCCUUCCUUUAGACGGACCCACAAGCCAGCUGGAAAAUUCUUUUGGAUUUGUCUUAUAUGCAUAGAGAUUUGGGCCCUGAUUGUCAGGCCCAAAUAUAGGAAAAGUCAAUAUCCUGACCACACCCUCUAUAAAAGGGGAGAUCAUCAUCUUGUACGAAACACUUUUUGCACAUUUAAUGAGAAUUUACCUUUUAUGAUA
Lotus japonicus is the source of this 4383-nucleotide messenger RNA. RefSeq lists its product as uncharacterized. The coding region runs from base 1 to 1905 and encodes 634 amino acids. NCBI's taxonomy places the organism in Eukaryota, Viridiplantae, Streptophyta, Magnoliopsida, Fabales, Fabaceae. The transcript is spliced from 7 exons. The record is from RefSeq and is a predicted model, not a curated record.